This is a messenger RNA of Centruroides sculpturatus (bark scorpion), 724 nucleotides long. RefSeq names its product aprataxin-like. Lineage: Eukaryota; Metazoa; Arthropoda; Arachnida; Scorpiones; Buthidae. Bases 96 to 665 code for a protein of 189 amino acids. Gene Ontology annotation, biological process: double-strand break repair; single strand break repair. Gene Ontology annotation, molecular function: mismatched DNA binding; single-strand break-containing DNA binding; single-stranded DNA binding. The record is from RefSeq and is a predicted model, not a curated record. Gene Ontology annotation, cellular component: nucleus. The transcript is spliced from 6 exons.
AGUUAGCAAAGUGUAUUGUCGUCUGUUUUCUGUUGCUUGAAAAUUUAUAAAAGUGCUUUUAUUGAGAAUAUAAUUUUAGAUUUAAACCGAUAAAAAUGAGUAAAAAUACAAAGAAGCAGCCUUAUCCGUGGUUUUUAGCACUGAAACACGAAAUGAAAGAUCCCGACAAAAUUAUCGAAUCUGAUGAUAGAAUUGUCAUAAUUAAAGACAAUUAUCCCAAAGCCAAUUAUCAUUUUUUAGUCCUACCAAAAGAAGAUAUAAAAAAUUUAAAUGAAGUAACCAAAGAUCACUUAGACCUUUUAAAGCAUAUGGAUAGAAAAGGAAGAGAAUUUGCAGAAAGAAUUGCACCUGGUAGAAAAUUCAAAUUUGGAUAUCAUGCAGCUCCAAGUAUGUACCAGUUACAUCUUCAUAUUAUAAGCAAAGAUUUUGAUUCUCCAUUCAUGAAACACAAGAAACACUGGAAUUCAUUUACUACAAAAUUUUUCCUAAACUCUGAAAAUAUAAUUGGGCAACUUGAAAAAAAUGGAAAAUUGAAUUUAAUGAGUACAUUGCAGGCUAAAGAAUUAUUGAAAUCAUCAUUGAAGUGCCACAUAUGUAAAGAAGCUUUCUCCUUAUUUCCUAAGUUAAAAGAACAUGUUCAUUUUCAUGCAACAUCAGAUUCUUAGAUUGUUACAAAUGUAAUUUAUAUUCUCUUUAACAAUAAAAGGUGGUUUUUUCUUCUUAA